GUUUCCAUUGGCAGCGUCACACUGGCAGUGUUGUACUUACUUCCUGGUUUCAUAUGGAAACAACAAGGAAAUUUAACAAAUUUCGUGAAAGUUCGCUGUAAAUAUUUAUUUAAUCUCCUGUAACUUGAUCAAAACGUUAUAAAUAUCAUCCGAAGCGUAUUAACAAUCGCAUGAAAACAAUGAGCCGAUGAUGACUUAGUAAUGAAUGACUGAGGGGAAAAGUGAGGACGUGUGCCACGUCACAGAAUUUCUGCGAGGUGAAGGACUGUUACAUCAAACCCCCUUAUCUCACUUCAACCUUACACCAUUGUACAAGCACCUCACACACCUGUGACAUUAGAGAUUUCAUCUAUCAGACGGCAAAAUGACGGCAUCAAAUUGGGGUCUGAUCAUGAACGUUGUGAACAGUAUCGUGGGUGUGAGCGUAUUGACGAUGCCCUUUUGCUUCAAACAGUGUGGAUUUGUAUUGGGAAUCUUAUUGUUGUUCUUCUGUUCGUGGAUGACCCACCAGUCCUGUAUGUUUCUGGUCCACGCAGCCAGUAACACCAAACGCAGGACUUACGCCGGACUGGCAUUUCAUGCUUAUGGAAAAACAGGCAAGGCGCUGGUGGAACUGAGCAUGAUUGGCCUGAUGCUUGGGACAUGCAUUGCCUUCUAUGUCGUAAUUGCGGAUCUGGGAUCCAACUUUUUUGCCCGGUUGCUUGGACUGGAGGUGACGUUCACCUUUCGUGUCAUGCUGUUGAUUGCUGUGUCGCUGUUCAUCGUGCUGCCGCUCAGCUUGCAGAGGAACCUGAUGUCAACCAUCCAGUCUUUUUCAGCCAUGGCUCUGAUCUUCUACACACUCUUUAUGUUCACGAUCGUGCUCUCCUCCUUCAAACACGGCCUCCUCAGUGGCCAGUGGCUGAACAAGGUCAUUUACGUUCGGUGGGACGGCGUCAUUCGCUGCAUCCCUAUCUGUGGCAUGGCCUUUGCCUGUCAGUCGCAAGUAUUACCCACUUACGACAGCCUGGACGAGCCUUCGGUGAAGAGGAUGAGUACCAUAUUCAAGUCCUCACUUAACGUGGUCACCACCUUCUACAUUACAGUGGGCUUUUUUGGUUAUGUGAGCUUCACCGAUAACAUUGCUGGAAAUGUGCUGAUGAACUUCCCAUCCAACCUGGUGACUGAGAUGAUCCGUGUGGGUUUCAUGAUGUCCGUGGCUGUGGGCUUUCCCAUGAUGAUCUUGCCCUGUAGGCAGGCCAUCAAUACCAUGAUAUUCGAGCAACAGCAAAAAGAUGGCACCUUUGCGGCAGGCUAUAUGCCACCCCUUCGCUUCAAGUGCAUCACUCUCUGCAUCGUCUUUGGCACAAUGCUGGGUGGUAUCUUCAUUCCUAAUGUGGAGACCAUCCUGGGUCUUACUGGAGCAACCAUGGGAAGUCUGAUCUGCUUCAUCUGUCCAGCUCUCAUCUAUAAGAAGAUCAUGAAGAACGCCUGGACUGCACAGCUGGUUCUUUGGGUCGGCCUUUGCAUCCUCGUCAUCAGUACCUUCACCACACUGUCCAUUUCCUCAAAUGAGCCCCAGAAAUUCAAACUCCCUCCCAUCUCAGCCAAGACAGAGGACAAAAUUCCCAUCCUGGACGUUCCUGACCUGCCUAAAGUACCUGGAGAGCAUAAGGUGGAUCCUGAUCCAGGUGAGAAGCCGGACUUUAUCAAGCCCCCUAUAGAGGUGGAAGAACCGAAAGAGAAGGUACUGGCAGAGCCUCCUCAAAUUAAUGUUCCAGUCAAUGAGCAAAAAAAUAAGGAGGAAGAGGUACAGCUGGACCGUCCUGAAGCAGCAGUGCCAGAUGGUGAAGCUCACCGUCAUGAGCCGCCCAUCCCACAUGACCGAGUUCAGGUAGAUGAGAUUAAAAACAAGGAGGAGCUAGAGGAUGAAAAGAGGGAGGAGAAGCGGCACCUUGCCAAAGAGGAGGAGGAGCUUCUUGCUGAACAAGGGGCGGGGCAAGCACAAGAGGUGGAGCAGGAAUCUAUUAAAAAGGAGGAGCCAAAAAAUGAUCCGGUGAAAAGGGGUGUUGAUGGGGACCAGCUUGCCGGCAAUGAGGUUUUGGAAAAGGUUGAUAAACCAGAGGAUCAGAAGAAGGUUGAGCCGGUGGUGGUGGUGGUCCGUAAAGAACCAGAGAACCAACCUGUCGUUAAAGAACAUGGAGAGAAAGAUGCAGUCGCAGAGAAGAAACCCGAGGAACCCGAACCUCAGGCUGAGAACCAGAAGGAACAGGUUCCUGUGCUGGAGCACAAAGAAGAAAAGGUUCUGGAUGGAAAAGAUGGAGGAGCGGUGAAGGAUGGAGAUGGAGAUAAGAUGGAAGUGAUUAAAAAGAUUGUCGCAGAGGGUCAGCUGGACCACGCUGUCCUGCUGCAGGUUAUUAUGGAGCAGCAAGAACAGCAGAAGAGACUUCUGGACCAGCAGGAGAAACUUCUAGCUGUUAUUGAGGAACAACACAAGGAGAUCCACCAAAUCAAAGAGGGUGAAGAAGAACCAAAGGCAGCAGAACAGCAGAAGAAGCACGCGGACCAGGAAGAGAAACACGUGGCUGUGCUUGAGGAGCACAAGGAGGUCAAUCAAAUAAAAGAAGCUGAACAGAAAGCACAAGCAGGAGAUGGUGCAGGUGAGAUGGACAACAUUGUGCACAAGCAGCCGGAUGUAUUAGAGACGGCAGAGAAGCCCAAAGUUGCCGCCGUCGAUCCAGACCAAAUGCAGCAGGCCCGGGAAGACCCUGCGCAUGUUGCUGCUGCUGAGCUAGCAGCAAAUCAACCCGGGCUUCCCCACAUCGAGUCGGUGCAAGAGGGAGGUGUUGUACUUUCCAAACAGGAAGAGCUUCCACUGAAAAACGUUGUAGAAGCAGUUCCUGCGGAUAAGGAGCUCGGAGCCCGAGGCGUCCCGCUACGCCAGCGCGAGCCAGACCUGCCCAGAGACAAUCCCGACGCUAUAGCCGAGGAGGAGGAAAGGCUAAAACAGAAAUUAGCCGAACUUGAAGCCGAGAAAGAGAGGAAAGAGAAAGAAAGGCUGGAGAAGGAGAGGAUCGAAAAGGAGGUCCAGGCACGCGUAGAGAAAGAACGGAAGGAGAGGGAAAGACGUGAGGAACUGGAGCGCGAGCAGGAGCUGGAAAGCUUGCGUCAGGAAAAGGAGCGGAUGGAGAGGGAAAGGCUUGAGGCCGAAAAGUUGAAAGAAGAUCGGAGAAUCGCGGAACAGGCGGAAAAUAAGAAAAAGGUGCUUGAGCAACAGGAACAGUUAGACCAGCUACAGCAGAAGGACGACGCCCCCGACCAGGGACGCCCACUUGAGAUGAAGAAAAACGGAGGUAGGGACUUAAAAGAAGAGGUAAUUGCACCGGAGGAGAAUGUUAAAGAAGUAAAGAGGAGCAGAGAGGAUGGAGGGAUGGAUCUCAGGAGGAGGCGCAGAGAUGUGGACCCUGAGGGGGGUGGAGGUGCUAGACUGGAUCCUCUGAUGGACUUGGGAGCGUCAGACCUAAACGCUGCCCUGGAGGGACGGCUGCUGGCCGGGGUUCAGGUGCACACGCGCCAACUUAAACAGACAUUUAAGAGUCAGGAGAAUGAGGACUAGAGUUGCAAAUUGAUCCAGAAUGAAGAUCUCAGACAAAUUUACACCCUGAACUCUUGGAUGUCUCACUGUACGUCUCAAAUGGACAUGCGGACAGGUGCAUUUAGUUAAGUAUGAAGCUACCGUGAGAA
Messenger RNA from Misgurnus anguillicaudatus (oriental weatherfish), 3723 nucleotides. It is a transcript of the gene slc38a10, whose product is annotated as solute carrier family 38 member 10. Gene Ontology annotation, molecular function: L-amino acid transmembrane transporter activity. NCBI's taxonomy places the organism in Eukaryota, Metazoa, Chordata, Actinopteri, Cypriniformes, Cobitidae. Gene Ontology annotation, cellular component: membrane. The record is from RefSeq and is a predicted model, not a curated record. Gene Ontology annotation, biological process: amino acid transmembrane transport.